Molecule: messenger RNA, 459 nt
Organism: Lathyrus sativus (Indian pea)
Lineage: Eukaryota; Viridiplantae; Streptophyta; Magnoliopsida; Fabales; Fabaceae
Source: the annotation of a GenBank genome assembly
AUGUGGAAGGAUGUUAUUGAAAUUAUGAGACGUAGACUAGCAGACUGGAAAGGAAAUAAUCUGUCUAUUGGAGGUAGGGUAGUGUUAAUCAACAGUAUCCAAAGUCACUUCCUGUGGGGUAGCUGCUCUAGCAGAAAGAAAAUUCAUUGGGUAGAUUGGAAAUCAGUUUGCGCACCGAAAGUGAAAGGAGGUUUGGGCAUCAAGGAUAUUUCGUAUUUCAAUGGGUCUCUUCUUCUUAAGUGGAAAUGGAGAUUCUUGAACUCCAAAGGGAUGGUUUGGAAGGGUAUUAUCAAUAACAGAUACGCGAAGAAUGUAUUAGGCCUGGCUAUUAUAGGUUAUGAUGGUUUUAAAGGAGAAAUUUCUAGCAGAGGCAGAUCAGAUUUGUUCGUUGAUAGUUUGAAGUGUUCGUUGGGUAACGGGAAGAAGGCAGCGUUCUGGCAUUGUAAGUGGAUUCCUUAG